CUCAUUAUCAUUAAUUAACUUAUUUAGUAAAGAAAUUUAUCUAUCAUAUUCUUGUGUAUUAAUCUUAAUUUUCUACAUUUAAUUGAACUUUUAAAGUACAAAGUAAUGACUCUCUACAAUUUAGGUAAAACUUGCUUAAAAUUUGCAAGUACCUCCUCAUUUUCAACAAAGGUAAAUCCAAAAACUGCUAUUGUUAUGAUAAAUAUGGGUGGGCCAGACACAACGGACAAAGUACAUGAUUAUUUGUUAAGAAUUAUGACUGAUCGGGAUAUGAUUCAACUUCCUGUCAUGCAAGAUAAAUUAGGUGCAUGGAUUGCAAAUAGAAGAACUCCUGAAGUACAAAAAAAGUAUGAAGAAAUUGGUGGCGGCUCGCCGAUUACAAAAUGGACUAAAUUACAAGGAAAAUUACUUUGUGAAGAAUUAGAUAAAGUUUGUCCAGAAACAGCGCCUCAUAAAUCUUACAUAGCUUUUCGUUAUGUUGAUCCAUUUACAGAAACAGCCUUAGAAGAAAUUGAAAAAGAUGGAGUAGAACGCGCUAUUUUAUUUUCGCAAUAUCCUCAAUAUAGUUGUGCAACAACUGGAUCUAGUUUAAACACAAUUUAUAAAUUUUACAAAAAGCGAACGUUCCCAAAAAAUUUAAAAUUAAGCUUAAUCGAUCGUUGGCCUACAAAUCAAUUUUUGGUUAAAACUUUCGCCGAUUUAAUUCAAAAAGAACUAAAACAUUUCCCAGAAAAUAUCCGGAAUGAUGUGGUCAUUUUAUUUUCAGCACAUUCUUUACCAUUAAAGGCUGUUAGCAGAGGAGAUUCAUAUCCUUCCGAGGUUGCUGCAACAGCUUUAGCAGUUAUGCAAGAAUUAAAUUAUUCAAACCCACAUCAAGUUUGUUGGCAAUCAAAAGUUGGUCCUUUACCUUGGUUGGGACCUUUCACCGAUGAAGCUUUAAAAGAUUUUGUUAAACAAGGUGUUAAAAACUUUGUUAUGGUACCAAUUGCGUUCGUUAACGAACAUAUUGAAACGUUACACGAAAUGGAUAUUGAGUAUUGCCAUGAUUUAGCAAAAGAAAUCGGUGUUGAACAAAUCCGUAGAGUUCCAGCUCCAAAUGAUCAUCCAUUAUUUAUCAAAGCUUUAGCAGAUGUUGUUAAACCUUAUUUGAAUGGUGGGAAAAAGUUGGGUAAAAAGUUUUUGAUGAGAUGUCCUCAUUGUGUUAAUACAAAUUGUUUACAUAGUAAAAAAUGGUAUGCUAAUGUUUGUCAAUAAAUUGAUUUCUUUUUUGUGGG
Onthophagus taurus is the source of this 1274-nucleotide messenger RNA. RefSeq names its product ferrochelatase, mitochondrial (gene FeCH). NCBI's taxonomy places the organism in Eukaryota, Metazoa, Arthropoda, Insecta, Coleoptera, Scarabaeidae. Gene Ontology annotation, molecular function: protoporphyrin ferrochelatase activity. Gene Ontology annotation, cellular component: mitochondrion. Gene Ontology annotation, biological process: heme biosynthetic process. The record is from RefSeq and is a predicted model, not a curated record.